UUACUGGUGUACAUUUCGACCGCAGCCCUUGUUGAAUCGAGGUGGAUGUGCCCAUAUGAGUGCCGCUGGUUCGAAUCGUUCGAAGACAUUUUCUGCGUUGUUUGUGGUGCUAAAGUUUAGCAAUAGUACAGAAAUGGAAGUUGCUAACGCGAUAAAACGUGGUUUUAAUGUGACGUUCGAAUGAAGUUACAGAGGUCAUGGACUGGGAGCAACUGGAAGUUAACCCGAGGAUAAUAUCGGCAGUAAAGAAAGCUAACCUGAAAGCGGCGCGGGAGAUACUGAGUCUUUCUGGCGCAGAUCUGCAGCGGCUCACCCGCCUUUCCCUGUGCGACGUGCAGAUUCUGCAAACCGCGGCAGCUGGCGUUCACCGCAAAGCACCGCCCACCACGGCACUGCAGUUGUACCAAGGAGAGUGUCCAGCAUUGGAGCCAGGGCACAGGCUGACUCUGGGCUGCCCCGUGCUGGACAGCCUGCUGCGAGGAGGUGUCCCGUUAUGUGGCAUCACAGAACUGGCUGGGGAGAGUGGUGUGGGGAAGACACAGAUGGCGUUGCAGCUCUGCUUGUCUGUGCAGUAUCCCCAGGAGCACGGUGGACUGGGCUCAGGAGCUGUAUACAUCUGCACCGAAGACACUUUCCCCAUUAAGCGCCUGCGUCAGCUCAUAUCCCAGCAGUCCCGGCUCAGGCCUGAACUCCCUGCUGAGCUGGUACGCAGCAUCCGCUUCAGCGACAACAUCUACAUCGAGCACACAGCUGACCUGGCGGCGUUGCAGGCCUGUGUGACUCAGCGGCUCCCCAUCCUUCUCUCCAGGGGCCUGGCGCGGCUGGUGGUGGUGGACUCGGUAGCGGCCCUGUUCCGCUGCGAGUUCCAGGCGGACGAGACCAUUGAGAGAGCGCGCCACCUCCUGGCGUUCGCCAGUUCCCUCCAGCGCCUCAGUCACUCCUUCUGGACACCCGUGCUGUGCAUCAACCAGGUAACAGACAUCGUGGGUGAUUCUGAUUCUGCCAGGUGUAGCUAUGGGCUGGUGGAUACCCGGGUCUUGCCCGCUCUGGGAAUGGCGUGGGCCAAUCAGGUGCUGGUGAGGCUCAUGAUGCGGCGGCUGGAGAGUCAGCGCGAGGCGGCGGGCUCCGGCGGAGUCCCUCGAAAGCUGGAAGUGGUGUUUGCCCCGCACCUGCCCCAAGCAUUCUGUCUGUGCAGCGUGACAGAGGAGGGGGUGAAAGGGAUCCCUCACUCUGACCUGGGACCUGGGUCUUCAACCUCACUCAAAUAGCACAUUUUUUGUGCUACAGCUGCAACAGGUGUCAGCUGGACAUCCAAUCAGGAGUCAAAAAGCAAAACCGAAACUUAAAAACUUUUAGCAACUGUAGCUAGCUAGUGUGAAAUUUCUCUCUCCGUGAGAGAGAAACCAUAUCAGCCUGACCAUAUGAUCAGGAAGGAUAAGUUUUAUAAAAACUGGGGCUUGCAAGA
This is a messenger RNA of Anguilla anguilla (European eel), 1465 nucleotides long. RefSeq names its product X-ray repair complementing defective repair in Chinese hamster cells 3 (gene xrcc3). The record is from RefSeq and is a predicted model, not a curated record. The coding region runs from base 198 to 1268 and encodes 356 amino acids. NCBI's taxonomy places the organism in Eukaryota, Metazoa, Chordata, Actinopteri, Anguilliformes, Anguillidae. Gene Ontology annotation, molecular function: ATP-dependent DNA damage sensor activity; ATP binding; four-way junction DNA binding. The transcript is spliced from 7 exons. Gene Ontology annotation, biological process: resolution of mitotic recombination intermediates; t-circle formation; double-strand break repair via synthesis-dependent strand annealing. Gene Ontology annotation, cellular component: Rad51C-XRCC3 complex; replication fork.